Messenger RNA from Thamnophis elegans (Western terrestrial garter snake), 1961 nucleotides. Its product is annotated as threonine--tRNA ligase 1, cytoplasmic-like. Lineage: Eukaryota; Metazoa; Chordata; Lepidosauria; Squamata; Natricidae. Gene Ontology annotation, molecular function: threonine-tRNA ligase activity. The record is from RefSeq and is a predicted model, not a curated record. The coding region runs from base 601 to 1011 and encodes 136 amino acids. The transcript is spliced from 4 exons. Gene Ontology annotation, biological process: threonyl-tRNA aminoacylation.
GGGGGGGGGGGAGGAGAGGCAGAGACGGAGGGUGAAGGGGGGGUGGGUGGCUGGCAUCAGCCGGGCUCCGGUGCCACAGCCAGAAGCCCCCCCCCAAAGCUCUUCCAGUUGGUCAUUUAAAAAAAACAUUCGGCUGAAUUGCAGAGCCUUUCUCGGCCCUCCGAUGCAGAAUAAAGUUCUGUCAAAGCCCCCCCCCCUCCCCUCAGCCCAAAAAGGUGGGGGGGGGGGCAGCAGAGAAGGCCAGAAUUGGGCUCAAUGCCAGCCCUCUGCAGGCCCAUCUCCCCUCCAGCUGCUCUUGAAUAGAAACGGGACCUUUGCGUGUUCCAACUUCCUAGUCCUUGUGAAGGCAAAGGGCUGCUUCAAAGCAUUGUGUGUGUGUGUGUGUGAUUCCCUUCAAGCCUGCACGGUGAGAGACCCCCCCCUUUUUUUUCCCUCUGAUUAAAAGACGAGGGCCUGCAGAACAGUGUACCCCUCUUCAGUCUGGCUGGGCACCCCCAAAAGGUGGUGGGUGGAGGCCCCCCGGGGGUGGCACGAGAGUCCCAGCCCCCCCCCCUCUGUCUCCCCUACAGCAGGGACGGUGGGACCCCCGAGAGGCCGGUCAUGAUCCACCGGGCAGUGCUCGGCUCCGUGGAGAGGAUGAUGGCUGUCUUGGCCGAGAAUUACGGGGGCAAGUGGCCCUUCUGGCUCUCCCCCUCCCAAAUCAUGGUGAUUCCGGUGGGCCCAGAUGCAGAGGAGUACGCUGGAGAGGUCCACCGGCUCUUUCACCAGGCCGGAUUCCAGGCAGACCUGGAUGCCGAUUCGGGGGUGACCCUUAACCGCAAAAUCCGGAGAGCCCAGUUGGCCCAGUACAACUUCCAGUUCGUGGUCGGCCGGAAGGAAAUGACCCACCGCACCGUGAAUGUCCGCAGCCGGGACAACCACCGCCACGGCGAGAGAGAUCUGCAGGAGGUGCAGCGCCGGCUGCGGGAGCUCCAGGAGACGCGGGCGAGGAACGCGGAGGAGCUCUUCUGAGCCAAAGGCAGGGUCCCCGCAGGGCUGGCGCGGCUUGACGCACCCAGGAGGAGACCUCCAGGCUUCGUUCAAGGGCCUAGUCCUCACCGAGGAGCGUGAAGGCUGAGAAGGCUGAGGAUCUCUCCCUCCUUGCUGACUGCUCUGCAGAUGCCACCCCUCCCUCGGUGGGCAGCUUCCUGGAGCGUCACCUGGGCUGAGUCACCUGCCCCCCUCCGGAGGUUCUGGGAAGGUGUCGCACCCGCUUCCCCGCCCUUUCCCGGAGCCCUGCGUGGCUGUAUUUGGGGGAGGGGGCUGCACGAACCUUUCCUGGCCACUGAAGGUCAGCUUACCAGUUAGAUCUGGAUCCCCUGGCCGGCCCCCCCCUCCCUCCCUCCUGCCGAUAAGGGCUGACCCCCCCCCCAGAUGCCCAAGGAGUGACACGGAGGAAGCUCUGGGGGGGGGGUCCUUCCCCCACCUGACUCAGGAGCUGCCCCCCCCUCGCUUGAAACUCUGCAAAGGAGAGAGAGAGAGUGGCUGGGGAGGGACCCUUUGACCUCCCCUCCUCCGGAAGAUUCCUCCCAUCUCUGUGAAACCGAACCUCCAUGUUCCAAGGCAGUCUACCUCCCUGUACAGGGAAGUCUUUCCGGGACAGGACGUCCCGGCCUGACAGGCCUCCCCCGCCUUGGUGACGGCUCCCAAAAACAGUCCAUUUCCCCCCCCUCCCCACAAAGGUGGCUCCGUUGGUCAGCGCUGACUCAGGAGUGCUUGGACCAGGCGUGGCUCUUCUCUUCGGAGGCUCCAAACAGCCCCCAGGCCUGAGCUGAGAGCGGCAGCCGCUGCAGGGGGUGGGGGGGUGGGGGGAGUGCUUGGGGUGGGGGGGCAUUUGCAGCCCCUCCCUCAGGGCUCCCCCUGACCCUCAGUGGGACAGAGCACUUUUCACCUGCAGCUGGUAAUAAACCCUCUUCAAUCCA